AUGCCUCACAUACAGCUCAACGUCAUUGUCGCCGGAGGAGGCAUUGCCGGGUUGACGGCAGCGCUGGCCCUGCGAAGACAAGGCCACGCCGUCACCGUCGUUGAAUCCUCGGCAUGGCUGCGAGAGGCUGGUCUGGCGGUCGCGGUGCCUCCCAACGCGACUCGCGCACUGAUCGGACUGGGUAUCGAGCCCAAGCGAGACGCCAAAGCCGCGGCGUUCCGAACCUCCCUGGAAUACCACUUCCUCAGCAAGGACACGAUCCCGAGAUUCGGCGAGGAUGGAGACAGCCGUCCGCUAACAUGGGCCCGCAGAGCCGCUGCUUCACACCUCAAGGACUUGUUCUUCCUGGCCCAUCGCAUUGACCUCCAUAACGCUCUCAAGGACAAAUGCACCAGUCCCGCCGGCCCUGGCAAACCCGUCGAGGUCCUCCUGUCAUCACGGGCUGUCAGCUGGGAUCCUACAGGCAGCAUCAAGCUACAAGAUGGAAGGGAAAUGCACGCCGACCUCAUCGUUGCAGCGGACGGCAUACACUCAGUGGCCCACGAAGCCGUCCUAGGCUACCGAGUCCCUGCCACUCCCAGCGGUGUGUCCACCAUGCGAUUCCUGCUCAGGACGGAAGACAUCUUGAACGAUCCCGCCACAGCCCAUGUCAUGGAUGACGGGCCCGGCAGCUUCACUUUCUACGUCAACGCGGAUCGCUCGACCUAUCUGGUCCGUUACCCGUGUCACAACGACGAGAUGCAGAACUUCGGCGCGUACACUGACCCUGGAAACAACACGACCGUGGUGGGCGAAAAGGUCAGCCGCGCCCUUCUACUCGAACGACUCAGCACUUUGCCGCCCGUCAUCCAAGCCCUUGGCCGCAAGGCCGACGACUACGUCUUUGACUGGAAGAUCGCCGACCGCGAACCCUUGCCGACAUACCACAAAGAUAGGCUGGUGCUGGUCGGAGACGCCGCACAUCCCAUGUGGCCUCGACAAGGCCAAGGGGCGGCCCAGUCGAUCGAAGACGCAGCCACGCUCGGCAUCCUGAUGAGCCAGCUGGAAGACGAGGCCGACAUCCCGAAACGGCUGGCGCUCUAUGACGAGCUGCGCGUGCCAAGGACGUCGAUCGUCCAGCAGUUGUCCCACUCGCGCGAGGAGGACCGUCAACCACAAGGUCCCGAAGACGCCGACAUGCCUCUGUCGGAGGAGUUCUCGGCCGUGUUCCGAAAGUUUUCGACGGGCGCCACUCCUCCAGGUAUGAUGAUGUCCAAUUCAGGCGGCAGGUAG
This is a messenger RNA of Cladophialophora carrionii CBS 160.54, 1272 nucleotides long. RefSeq lists its product as uncharacterized. The transcript is spliced from 3 exons. NCBI's taxonomy places the organism in Eukaryota, Fungi, Ascomycota, Eurotiomycetes, Chaetothyriales, Herpotrichiellaceae. Gene Ontology annotation, molecular function: monooxygenase activity; FAD binding. The record is from RefSeq and is a predicted model, not a curated record. Bases 1 to 1272 code for a protein of 423 amino acids.